UCCAGGAAGUAGAAGAUUUGUUUUGAAGUCGACGACUGUUUCGAAUCGGUCCCAUCUGAAAACGCGAACAAAAACCGCCGCGGUGGGUGGUCGGGGAGACAGCGACAUGGCGACCACCAUCAGCACACAGCGGGGAGAGGUGUACGUGGGCGAGCUCCCCCAGGACUUCCUGCGCAUCACGCCCACCCAUCAUCAUCAUCAGCACCACCACCCCCACCCUCAUCAUCAGAUUCAGUUGGACGCGCAGGCCGCACAUCAGCUGCAGUACGGCGGUGCCAUCGGAACCGUGGGGCGACUUAGCAUCACCGUGGUCCAGGCAAAGCUGGCCAAGAACUACGGCAUGACUCGCAUGGACCCGUACUGCCGCGUGCGCCUGGGCUACGCCGUCUACGAGACGCCGACGGCGCACAACGGAGCCAAAAACCCGAGAUGGAACAAAGUCAUCCAGUGCACGCUGCCCCCCGCCGUCGACUCCUUCUACCUGGAGAUCUUUGACGAGCGGGCGUUUUCCAUGGACGACCGCAUCGCGUGGACCCACGUGAGCAUCCCCGAGGGCGUGCGGGAGGGCAGCACGGCGGACGAGUGGUUCACGCUCAGCGGCCGGCAGGGCGACGACAAGGAAGGCAUGAUCAACCUGGUCAUGUCCUUCUCGUCCUUCCCGGCGGGGAUGAUGACGCAGCCCGUGGUCCUGAUGCCCUCCGUGUACCAACAAGGCGUGGGCUACGUGCCCAUCGCAGGUGCGGCGCCCGUGUUCAACCAGCAAGGCGGCGGCGGCGCUGCGCCGCCACCGCCGGCGGCGGCGGCGUGCUCCGAAGCCGACCUGAAGGCCCUGCAGGACAUGUUCCCCAACCUGGAGCGGGACGUGGUGCGCAGCGUCCUGGAGGCGCAGCAGGGCGACAAAGACGCCGCCAUCAACUCGCUGCUGCAGAUGGCCGAGGAGCUGUGAGCGCGCCCGGCGCCGCGCCUCCUUCCUUCCUCCGUCACGCGAAGCCCACCCGGACCCCCACCCCCUCAUCCUUUUCAAGCCACCGUGACCCUUUGGUC
This is a messenger RNA of Hippocampus comes (tiger tail seahorse), 1044 nucleotides long. RefSeq names its product toll interacting protein (gene tollip). The record is from RefSeq and is a predicted model, not a curated record. Gene Ontology annotation, cellular component: cytoplasm. Gene Ontology annotation, biological process: ubiquitin-dependent protein catabolic process. The transcript is spliced from 6 exons. Bases 107 to 946 code for a protein of 279 amino acids. Gene Ontology annotation, molecular function: ubiquitin conjugating enzyme binding; ubiquitin binding. Lineage: Eukaryota; Metazoa; Chordata; Actinopteri; Syngnathiformes; Syngnathidae.